AGCACAUACUGUGAUCUGUGUACCCCUGAUAAGGAUCUUGUUAGGGACUUACAGGAAAUGACAGCUGCACUUCUGUUUCUGUGCUGCUUAUUAAUAUGGGACUGCUGGCUUUCAGACAGUUAGUUCAUCACUGUACAUUUGAGGACAUUGUAUCCAUAAAGAUCCGGACAGAGAAUUAAAGAGCCCUGAAUUGCUGCCACAGACUACCUGAUAGGAAAAGGCAUCUCUAAGAUACGUAUCACAAUGUCAGAUGGAGAAAAUGCAACCACAACUACAGAUUAUUCAUCAUAUUAUGAUGAAGACAUUCCGGACUUUGCUCCUUGCAGCAACUUCGAUUUGAAGGAUUUUGGCAAGGUGUUUCUGCCCACUCUCUAUAGCUUGGUUUUCAUCCUCGGCUUCCUAGGCAAUGGCCUAGUGGUGUGUGUCUUGGUGAAGCAUCGCAACCAGACCAACUUGACAGACAUCUGCCUCUUCAACCUGGCUCUCUCCGACCUCCUCUUUGUCCUCACGCUACCUUUCUACUCUCACUACUCUAUGGUCGGUCAAUGGACUUUUGGAGACUUUAUGUGCCGUUUCACCUCUGGCUCCCAUAACACUGGGUUCUUCAGCAGCAUCUUCUUCAUGAUUGUCAUGACGCUGGACCGCUACGUUGUCAUCAUGCACACUCAAAACGUGGCCCGGUAUCGCACUGUGAGGUUAGGCAUCGCUAUGACCGUGUUCGUCUGGAUGCUGAGCUUGUGUGUCUCUCUACCGGUUAUUAUCUUCACAAAGGUGACAAAUGACUCUCAACAGCAGGCUUGUAGCUAUGUCCCAAACGAUGCCUGGAAGAGUUAUCACACCUUGACAAUUAAUGUAUUGGGUCUCAUGAUUCCCUUGCUGGUGAUGAUAGUUUGCUACUCCAGGAUCAUCCCCAUACUGGUGAACAUGAGGAGUGCAAAGAAGCACCGCGUCAUCAAGCUGAUCGUCUCUAUAGUGAUUGCCUUUUUCAUAUUCUGGGCCCCAUAUAACAUUUCCCUUUUCUUGAUAUUUCUGAAAUCUGAAGGUGUAUUGCCGAAUAAUUGCAACAUGGAAUCAAAUUUAGGGCUGUCAGUAACAGUGACUGAGACCUUUGCUUACACUCACUGCUGCCUGAACCCCAUCAUAUACGCCUUUGUGGGACAAAAGUUCAUGAAACGAGCCUUGCAGCUGUUGAGGAAAUGGGUGCCUGGGAUUCUCCUUCCCUCCAACAGAGAUCUGUCAGAUAGCUCAUACAGGAAAAGCUCAAACGUGUCCAGGUCCUCUGAUGUCACCUCCAAUCUCAUGAUGUAGGAGGUGGAGGGCAGGUUAUGUUGUAUAUAUUAUGCGUUAUGGACAUCACCUGC
Sander lucioperca (pikeperch) is the source of this 1361-nucleotide messenger RNA. Its product is annotated as C-C chemokine receptor type 5-like. Gene Ontology annotation, cellular component: membrane. The record is from RefSeq and is a predicted model, not a curated record. Gene Ontology annotation, biological process: immune response; chemotaxis; G protein-coupled receptor signaling pathway. Lineage: Eukaryota; Metazoa; Chordata; Actinopteri; Perciformes; Percidae. The transcript has 3 exons. Gene Ontology annotation, molecular function: chemokine receptor activity. The coding region runs from base 244 to 1308 and encodes 354 amino acids.